AUGAAGACACAAGUGGUCAUGGCAGCCACCAGCCUGGCAACUUCUGCCGCUGCCGCCCAACAGAAUGUCCUGCCCCUGCCUCCCAUGGGCUUCAACAACUGGGCCCGGUUCAUGACCAACAUCAACGAGAGCAUCUUUGUCGAUGCCGCCGAGGCCAUGUCCAAGAAUGGACUUCUCAAGGCUGGAUACGACCGUCUCAACCUCGACGAUGCUUGGUCCACCAUGGAGCGAGCCAAGAAUGGCUCCAUGGUUUGGGACACGGCCAAAUUCCCCAAAGGUCUCCCAUGGCUUACACAGUUCAUGAAGUCCAAAGGCUUUAUCCCCGGAAUCUACACCGAUGCCGGCAACCUGUCCUGCGGCGGCUAUCCCGGUGCUCUCGACCACGAGGCCAUUGACUUGAAGGACUUCCAGGACUGGGGCUUCGAAUACCUCAAGAUGGACGGAUGCAACCUGCCCGACGACAGCGAGGCUACCUACCGCGAGGUGUAUAGCCGAUGGCCCAAGGUCAUUUCGGAGGCAAGCAGACCGAUGGUCUUCUCUGACUCUGCGCCCGCAUACUUCUCCAACCAGAAGAACCUGACCGACUGGUACAGCGUCAUGGUAUGGGCUGCCGAAUAUGGCCAGCUCGCUCGUCAUUCCGCAGAUGUUGCGACGUAUCCCAAGGGCAACGGCUGGAGAAGCAUCAUGUUCAACUAUGGCCAAAACGUGCGUCUUGCCCGUUUCCAGAAGCCCGGUUUCUUCAACGAUCCUGACUUCCUUAUCCCCGACCACCCUUCUUUCACCAUGGACGAGAAGAAGACUCAAUUUGCAUUGUGGUGCAGCUUGUCUGCUCCUCUCCUCCUCAGUGCCGACAUUCCCAGUCUUUCCAAGGACAUCAUCGACUUUUUGACCAACAAGGACCUCAUCGCCGUCAACCAAGACAAGCUCAUCGAGCAGUCUACUCUUGUCAGCCAAGACGGCACCUGGGACGUCCUCACCAAGAACCUCGAAAACGGCGACCGCCUCCUCACCAUCCUCAACCGAGGUGCCUCUGCCGCUGACCUCAAGGUAUCAUGGGAGCGCAUCGGCUUCUCUACCAAGGCACUGGGCAACAGCAACAUUCAGAUCAAGGAUCUUUGGACGGGCAAGACCUCCAAAGUGGCUGCAUCCGCCGGCGGCAUCACUGCCUCCAAGGUUCCCUCCCACGGCACCGCCGUAUUCCGCAUCUCCAAGACUGCCAGCCCCGUCACCGCCACUGGCAUGAUCUUCAACACCAACACCCUGAAGUGUCUGACCGACGACAAGUCCGGCAAAGUGACCUGGGCUGCGUGCAACGCUGCCGACGCUCAGGUCUGGGCUGUCCGUGCCGACGGCCACAUCAACAGUUUGCUUCGCCCGGAUGAGUGUAUCGUCGAUGCCAAGGGCAAGAUUCUGUCCCGCCACUCGGGCUGCCGCUCUGAUUCUUGGACCUACAAGAUUUCUGGAAAUGUUAUCAACAACGUUUCUGGCAAGUGUUUGACUGAGGGCACUGAUGGUAGUGCUACUGCUGAGAGCUGUGGCUACCUUCUCAAUGAGCAGGUUGUUGCUCUGCCUGUUGGUGUCAAGGUUGUUGAAAAAUAA
Messenger RNA from Pochonia chlamydosporia 170, 1599 nucleotides. Its product is annotated as alpha-galactosidase. Gene Ontology annotation, biological process: carbohydrate metabolic process. The transcript has a single exon. The record is from RefSeq and is a predicted model, not a curated record. NCBI's taxonomy places the organism in Eukaryota, Fungi, Ascomycota, Sordariomycetes, Hypocreales, Clavicipitaceae. Bases 1 to 1599 code for a protein of 532 amino acids. Gene Ontology annotation, molecular function: hydrolase activity, hydrolyzing O-glycosyl compounds.